UGAUAGUACAAAAGCCAACCAUGCACGAUGCACAAUACCGGCGGAAGUCAAAAGUAUCGACCAAUGAGAUUGCGACGUACUUAGUCCAUCGCUCCAGGCUCAGUCAACAGAAAAGAAAAUUGGUCUGACGAAAGCACACCGUUAAAAAAGCUUGACUCCCUCGCCGUCAGCUAGUAGAAAAAAACCGAAACAGGGGAAAGGAAAGGAAAGGAAAGGAAAUGGCGUUCUCGGAGAAGAGAGAAAACAACGGCGCCGCCGAAGACAGCAAUCACUCUCGCCUAAUCAAGCUCCGGGAAUUUGACGACACCAAAUUAGGCGUCAAGGGGCUCGUGGACGCCGCAGUCGCCAAGGUGCCGGAAAUAUUCAGGAUCAGCAACAACAACAACAAACACCAACUACCUUCCGACCUCGACCACAGCUCCUCCGGCUCGGUGCUCACCAUUCCGGUCAUAGAUCUCAAGCACCCAAAUACUACGGCGGCGGCGGCGGUGCGCAGAGAGAUUGUCGGCGGGAUCCGCGGCUCAUGCGAGGAGUGGGGGUUCUUCCAGGUGGUCAAUCACGGGAUCCCGGAGGGGAUUCUGGAUGAGAUGAUCCAAGGGGUCCGGAGAUUCCACGAGCUGGACCCGGAAAUCAAGAAGCGGGACAUAUUGAUCGAAUACAGUAAACAAGUGAAGCAACUGAGUAAGACAAUCUUGGAGCUCCUGUCAGAGGCCCUGGGUUUGGAACCCAACCGGCUGAACCAACUGGGUUGUGGGGCGGGACAGCUGCUCCUUGGCCACUACUACCCAGCAUGUCCUGAACCGGAGGUGACCAUCGGGGUGACGGACCACACCGAUGCCAGCUUCAUCACCAUCCUUCUCCAGGACCAAAUCGGAGGCCUCCAAGUUCUUCAUCGCAACAAGUGGGUCGAUGUCCAACCGAGGAAGGGCGCUCUAGUCGUCAAUCUCGGUGACCUUCUCCAGCUCGUAUCGAAUGACAAGUUUAUUAGCGUGAGCCACAGGGUCGUACCCAAGCGAAUCGGUCCGAGGAUUUCAGUGGCGUGUUUCUUGAGGCCGCUCAUCCACAAAGGGGAUACGGACAGCCCUCCGGUGUACGGACCCAUACCGGAACUGUUGUCGGAAGAAAAUCCUCCGGUGUAUGUAGAAGCAGACGUGAGGGAGUUCAUGAGAAUUCAUUCGUCCAGAGGACUGGAUGAACCGUCGCCGCUCCAACACUUCAGAGUGUAACGAAGCCAACAAUAGCCGGGUCUUGGUCGGAACUUCCCAAUUCCAACAGCUAGGCGUCGGACUUACCUAGUGUUAAGACUUAAGAUAUCCAAGUGUAAAAGAAACCCCUUUCUUUGACGGUCGGAUAAAUAAGUAAACAUCCCGCUUGUUAUGCGUAACAUAUCCAUUGAAUGGCCCAAUGUGUUUUUUUUAUGCGACGGCCGAGUGUUUUCAAACGUGGGUCUUGGUGUUCUUGGCCAAUUCAAUCGAA
Molecule: messenger RNA, 1476 nt
Organism: Linum tenue
Lineage: Eukaryota; Viridiplantae; Streptophyta; Magnoliopsida; Malpighiales; Linaceae
Source: the annotation of a GenBank genome assembly